Molecule: messenger RNA, 1068 nt
Organism: Durio zibethinus
Lineage: Eukaryota; Viridiplantae; Streptophyta; Magnoliopsida; Malvales; Malvaceae
Product: light-harvesting complex-like protein 3 isotype 2, chloroplastic
Source: RefSeq, a predicted model, not a curated record
GUGACAGCCUCACAAAUACCCCACCUACCUUGAAACAAACUAAACUCAGCCAAUGAACCUGUACUGAAAAAGAAAAAACUCAUCACUUAAUCGGGAACCCAAACCUCAACAUACAAAAUAAAACUCAAAAAACAGAUCAAUGUCCAUAUCCAUGGCCUCAUUUUCUCCGCCUCCUACCUCCUUCUCUGUCAAACCCCAUUUCACUCACAAACCAACUCCUUUUUUCCGUCUUAAGAGACCCUUUCUUCUCCUUUCCUCUCUCAAGUCUUUACCAGACAAUGGAGCUGGGGUUUCAGCUUCACUUGCUGCUGCUGAAGACCCAAGCCCCAAGCAGAAAGACCUGGUACUUGAAAAGGCCAUGGAGGGUUCUGCUGGGCCUAACGGGGUGGCUACGAGCACAGAAGUUGAGGCUUUGAGCAAGUUUGAGGAUCCUAGGUGGAUUGGAGGAACUUGGGACUUGAAACAGUUCCAGAAAAAUGGGAGCACUGAUUGGGAUGCUGUUAUUGAUGCUGAGGUGAGGAGGAGAAAAUGGCUCCAGGAUAAUCCGGAAACUACCAGUAAUGAUGACCCUGUAGUGUUUGACACUUCCAUCAUACCUUGGUGGGCGUGGAUGAAGAGGUUCCAUCUACCUGAAGCUGAAUUGCUUAAUGGUCGUGCAGCAAUGAUAGGGUUCUUCAUGGCAUAUCUGGUUGAUAGCUUGACUGGAUUAGGUCUGGUUGACCAAAUGGGCAACUUCUUUUGCAAGACACUAUUGUUUGUAGCUGUUGUGGGAGUUCUUUUAAUCAGGAAGAAUGAAGAUUUAGAUAACAUCAAGCAGCUGAUUGAAGAGACAACCUUUUAUGACAAGCAAUGGCAAGCAACUUGGCUGGAUGAUACCAGUUCCAAUAAUAACUAGUUGAAUUGCUGUUUUUUGUCCUUUUAACAAUUCAUGUAUUUUUUUCACCUCUGCUGUGGUAGUGUUGUAGUUUCACCCUGCUGUUGUGAGUAUGAUUUUAGCGUCGAUGAAAUGCUUAGAAUAUGAAGAUUCUGUUAAUGCUUUGACAUCUGAAUGACAUGCUGCAACUCUUU